Molecule: messenger RNA, 2292 nt
Organism: Thecamonas trahens ATCC 50062
Lineage: Eukaryota; Apusomonadida; Apusomonadidae
Exons: 1
Coding region: 48-1487 (479 amino acids)
Biological process (GO): NADP+ biosynthetic process; NAD+ metabolic process
Molecular function (GO): NAD+ kinase activity
Source: RefSeq, a predicted model, not a curated record
CUUGAGACCAAACCUCGCCAGCAGCAGCCACUGCUCUGACCAAGGCUAUGCUCCCUGCACUUCGUAGGGUGGUAUGGACCCAGGUGCUGGGGCAUUGGCGAGGAGGGCCAGUAUGGCGUCGUGUACGGUCGGCGAUGACGACGACGACGACGACGACGACGACGGCGGCGGCGGCGGCGGCGGCGGCGGUGGCGGCGGCGGCGACGACGACGACGACGAUGAGGAGGGGGAGAAGGACGAGGUUGUUGGGCAAGUACCCAUCACCGUUGUCACCAUAUGGAGAGGUCGGCAGGAGCAUGGUGGGCAUGGGUGUAGGCAUGGGUAGUAUUCGGUGGUCAACAACUGCGACCAUUGAAACGCUCUCAAGUCCAUUGACUCUCGACGAUAUGCCCGGCGUUGGCGGCCGUGGCUAUCUCCCGCAUGACGUGCAGGAUGGCGAUCAGCUGCGUGUUCUGUUUGUGGUCAAGCGGCAUGAUGCCGGUACGGCUGCCUUUGCUGCAUCGGUCAUCGACUGGCUCCACUCCUCGGCCUCGCCCCCGGUCCAGUGCUUCAUUGAGCCGACCGCAGCAGGCCCCACCGGCGAGCCGGUCCUCGUCCGCCGAGCGCCGUCUGUAGCCACGCUUGGCCGUCGCGGCUGGCAAACGAACAUCGAUCUGGUUGUGGUGUGUGGCGGCGAUGGCACGCUCCUCCAUGCCCAGACCCUGUUCCAGGGCCCAGCUCCGCCGUUGGCCGCCUUUUCGUGCGGCUCGCUCGGCUUCCUCAUGCCGUUCAAGCCGCCCGAGGCGCGAGUCGUCCUCGAGGCUAUCCUCUCGGGCUCGCUUGGUGUCCUUCGGCGCUCACGGCUCGAGUAUGCCAUCGAGCACGUGCUAGACGUCGGCGACGGCGAGGCGCCAGUCUCGACCCAGGUCGCCCCGGCCAUGCAGAUCCUCAACGAGGUGGUCAUCAAGCGACCGCACGACUUUCUAGGCGGUGUCACCGAAAUCGCCUGCGGCAUCGACGGCAACGAGCUGGCUCGUUUCCAGGGCGACGGCCUCAUCGUGGCCACCCCUACUGGCUCGACCGCGUACUCGAUGGCUACCGGCGGCUCGAUCGUUCACCCCUCCAUCGACUGCAUCCUUGUCUCGCCGCUCUGCUCCAUGACCCUCUCCUCUCGCCCGAUCAUACUCCCGGGCUCCGCCACUGUCACUCUCUCGCCGCUCAAGUCAGCUGCCUUUCUCGAAGGUCGUUGGGGUCAGCGGCUUGAGCCGCGCGACGUCGUCGUCAUCACCCGCUCGCCCUACCCGCUCUACACCUACCUCCGCUCCGGCAUCACCAACAACUGGGUAGCAGACCUCUCUGAGAACCUCAUGUACGAACGCCAGGUCCGAGUCCACGCCCGCUACUCGCCCACCGACCCAGCAGUUUUUGCCUCGCAGUUUGAGACACCACCGCGGACUCGCAAGGUCACUGCCUCACUCUCGCCGCCCGCGGUCAAGCCGGAGAGCUAGUCAGUAGCCGCCGGUUGCGUCCUCUCGUCGGCCUCGUCCGGCCUACCGCGCAUCACCACCGACGUCCGCGACAUCGUUGCUGCCCGCUUCAGCCCACCCCUGUCCGGCGAGCCGGUUUCAAGUGUCGGCUCCGAGCCGAGCUGGACAAGCUUGGCGUCCGGCUCGGCAAACCGCACGCUGGUCGAGCCGGCGGCGAUCUUGUGUCGGGCGCGCACAAACCGCCGCUCCUCGGCCACUCGCAGCGCGUCCUUGAUCCCGUACAGGUUCUUCUCGUCCGCAAUGCCGUAGGGGGUGAGGCCCUCGAACGAGACGGCACGCACGUCUGCUCCGUACUCGAGAAGCAGCUCGACCAUCGAGAGCGAGCCACCAGACGUCGCCACGUGCAGCGGCUGCGAGCCGCCUUGAUCUGCUACGUUUGGGCUCGCGCCAUGGACAAGCAGCCGUCGCGCCGCGUCGAGGUGGCCCUGGUACGCCGCGUUGAACAGCGCAGUCUGUCCGUACUUGUCGCGCUUCUCCAGAUCCACGUCUGUCCGCAUCAGCAAGUGGUCCAUCAGCUCCAGGUGAUUGAACCGUGCUGCCAGAAUGAGCGCCGUGUCGCCGUCGUCGUCGUUGUCGUUGACAGACACCCCCUUGUUCUCAAUGAGCCACCGGACCGAGUCGACAUCGCCGACUUUGGCCGCCUGCGCAAUCGAGCUGAACAUGCCGUCGUCGCUGCCGUCGCUCGGGUGAGAUCCCACUCUACGCUGCCGGCAUCCGCCUGUCAUGUCCCAGCCCGAGCGCCCUUGCACCGCCGAGCUGGUGGCCA